UGCCGGGUACGGGUCCGCCCGCUUCCGCCCCGCGCGAACGCCAGCCUCGGCGCCGCUCGGGCCCUCGCAGGAGCGGCUUCCGCUCGGCGCCGCUCGCCCGGCGGGGAGCAUGACCCAGGCGGAGAAGGGCGAGGCGGAGAACGGGAAGGACAAGGAGCGCGACCGGGAACGUGAGCAGCGCGGCGUCAAGCGGCCCAUCGUCCCCGCCGCCGUGCCCGAGUCCCUGCAGGAGCAAAUACAGAGCAACUUCAUCGUGGUGAUACACCCCGGCUCGACGACUCUGCGGCUCGGGAGGGCCACGGACACGCUGCCCGUGGGCAUUCCCCACGUCAUCGCGCGGCGGCACAAGCAGCAGGGGCAGGCGGCCUACAGAGACAGCUGGCUGCUCAGGGACGGGCUCAACAAACCUGAAAGUACUGAGCAGAGACAAAAUGGCCUUAAAAUGGUGGACCAAGCGAUAUGGUCCAAAAAGAUGUCAAAUGGCGCCAGGCGUAUACCAGUGUCACCUGAUCAGGCCAGGUCAUACAACAGACAGAUGCGGCCAGCUAUUUUAGAUCACAGCUCUGGGGCCAAGUGGACGAACACAUCAAAUCAUCCCGAAUUUUUGGUAGGAGAAGAGGCACUGUAUGUUAAUCCACUAGAUUCUUAUAACAUACAUUGGCCCAUUAGAAGAGGGCAGCUGAAUCUCCACUCAGGACCUGGUGGCUCCCUCACUGCAGUAUUAGCAGACCUUGAAGUUAUAUGGUCACAUGCAAUACAAAAAUAUCUGGAAAUACCAUUGAAAGACCUAAAGUACUACAGAUGCAUUUUACUAAUUCCAGACAUCUACAAUAAACAACAUGUGAAAGAACUGGUCAAUAUGAUCCUAAUGAAGAUGGGCUUCUCAGGAAUUGUUGUACACCAGGAGUCUGUCUGUGCUACUUUUGGAAGUGGUUUAAGCAGCGCAUGCAUAGUAGAUGUGGGAGAUCAGAAGACAAGCGUUUGCUGUGUAGAAGAUGGUGUUUCCCAUCGCAACACCAGGCUGUGCCUUGCAUAUGGAGGAUCUGACGUGUCAAGGUGUUUUUAUUGGCUUAUGCAACGAGCAGGAUUCCCGUAUAGAGACUGUCAGUUAACGAAUAAGUUGGAUUGCUUGCUGCUUCAGCACUUAAAGGAGACAUUUUGUCAUCUAGACCAGGAUAUUUCUGGAUUGCAAGACCAUGAGUUCCAGAUUCGUCAUCCAGAUUCUCCAGCUUUGUUAUACCAGUUCCGAUUAGGAGAUGAAAAAUUACAGGCUCCAAUGGCUCUGUUUUAUCCAGCAACUUUUGGAAUUAUUGGACAAAAAAUGACAACUUUGCAACACAGAUCACAAGGUGACCCUGAGGAUCCUCAUGAUGAACAUUAUCUGCUAGCCACACAAAGUAAGCAGGAGCAGUCUGCAAAAGCUACAGCUGAUAGAAAAUCUAUGUCAAAGCCUGGUACAUUUGAAGGAGAGUUGAGAGGCCAAGCCUCAGACAUUUCAGAGAGGAUCUACCCACAAGAAGUGGAACUGGGAUCUUCCCAGAGUGAUUGUAUAUCUGGAAAUGAUUCAGAGGAACCUUUAACUGCGCACAUGUCCAGGAAAACAGCUAUUUCUCAGUUUGAAGGCAAAGCCUUAGGCCUUGACAAAGCCAUUCUUCAUAGUAUUGACUGCUGCGCAUCUGAUGAUACAAAAAAGAAGAUGUACAGCUCUAUCUUAGUAGUGGGAGGAGGCCUUAUGUUUCAUAAAGCUCAAGAGUUUCUUCAACACCGAAUUCUCAACAAAAUGCCACCUUCUUUUAGAAGAGUUGUUGAAAAUGUUGAAGUCAUCACAAGACCUAAGGAUAUGGAUCCCCGCUUAAUUGCAUGGAAAGGAGGCGCAGUUUUAGCCUGUCUUGAUACAACUCAGGAGCUAUGGAUAUAUCAGCGAGAGUGGCAGCGUUUUGGUGUCCGAAUGUUACGAGAGCGAGCUGCAUUUGUAUGGUAAUGAUAUGUUUACAGGGGAACAUGAUUAAUUGAGGAUUCCUUUCCCCACAUGCCCCCUUUUUCCAGUGCAGACGUAUUGAUCUUCUGCUGAUAGGUAUUUUUGUAUUUUAUUAAAACUAACUUCAACUGAGAUUUUUCCAAAAGUGGCGCAAAAGACUUCAGCAUUGCUAUACUUUAUCUUUUGAACAGUAUGCACUGAAUUCUGUGUAUGGAGUAUCAGAGUCAUCGCUAAACUCACUACAUUUAUAUAGGUUAUGUAUAUUAAAAUUGCACAGUGUGGGAAUUAGAGGUAUAAAAUACUGAUGUGGCAGAUAUUAAGCCAAGAUUCAUUCCUGAUACACUUACACAGAAGCAAUAGCUGAGGAGUGCAGGGUGUGGGUUUAAUGCCUUAUUCUGAUUCAUACUCUAAUGUUAUCAGGAGAUGAAAUUGUUAUAUAAGUGAUUAUCAUGGAAAAAGUGAAAUGGAGAACCCUAACUGCAGUUGCUGUUGGUAUUUUGCUUAUAUAAUAAACUAUAUUAUUCACUGGAAGGAA
This is a messenger RNA of Grus americana (Whooping crane), 2513 nucleotides long. RefSeq names its product actin related protein 8 (gene ACTR8). The transcript has 13 exons. Gene Ontology annotation, cellular component: Ino80 complex. Gene Ontology annotation, biological process: double-strand break repair; regulation of DNA-templated transcription. Bases 110 to 1981 code for a protein of 623 amino acids. NCBI's taxonomy places the organism in Eukaryota, Metazoa, Chordata, Aves, Gruiformes, Gruidae. The record is from RefSeq and is a predicted model, not a curated record.